CACACACACCGCCUCCCUCUCUCCCGGUGCAUUGCAUGCCCGGCCUCCUCCUCCUCCUCCUCUCCUCCUUCUCCUCCUCUUCCCCUUCGCGCCGUGCUCCUCAGUCUCCCACCAUGACCUUGGCUUUCUGUGGCACCGAGAACAACUCGUCCGCCUACAAGGUGGACGACGGGGUGCUCAACAACGGCUGCUUCGUGGACGCGCUCAACGUGGUGCCUCACGUCUUCCUCCUCUUCAUCACCUUCCCCAUCCUCUUCAUAGGAUGGGGAAGUCAAAGCUCCAAAGUUCAUAUCCAUCACAGCACAUGGCUUCAUUUUCCUGGACAUAAUUUACGAUGGAUUUUAACCUUCAUCCUUUUAUUUGUGUUGGUGUGUGAAAUAGCAGAGGGCAUAGUGUCAGAUGGUUUUUCUGACUCCCGUCAUUUGCACCUUUACAUGCCACCUGGAAUGGCAUUCCUUGCAGCCAUCACAUCAAUUGUCUAUUAUCACAAUAUUGAAACAUCAAAUUUCCCAAAAUUAUUAAUAGCCUUGCUUUUCUAUUGGACAUUAGCUUUUAUAACGAAAACAAUAAAAUUUGUAAAGUUUUGUGACAACAAGAUUGGACCUCCACAGCUUCGAUUUUGCCUUACAGGGCUUUUAGUACUUCUUUAUGGAAUGUUGCUACUAGUAGAAAUUAAUGUCAUCAGAGUAAGGAGAUACAUGUUUUUCAAAAAGCCUAAAGAGGUGAAGCCCCCUGAGGAUCUUCAGGAUCUUGGAGUUAGGUUCUUGCAACCUUUUGUGAAUCUGCUGUCCAAAGGAACAUACUGGUGGAUGAAUACAUUCAUUAGAACAGCCCACAAGAAGCCCAUAGACUUGAAAGCCAUAGGCAAGCUGCCUAUUGCAAUGAGAGCAUUGACAAAUUACAUGCUCCUCAAUGAAGCAUUUAAAGCACAAAAGAAUACAGACACUCCAUAUCCACAAGGAUCCAAGUCUAUCUGGUGUGCCCUCUGCCAUGCUUUUGGGAGACCUUUGAUUCUAAGCAGCACCUUCCGGAUCCUGGCAGAUUUGCUUGGAUUUGCUGGUCCCCUUUGUGUCUCUGGAAUAGUUCACCAUGUUGGGAAAGGAAACAUCACCUUCCGUCCCCGGACUAAAAUACUUGGUGUUUUCUUCAUUUCAUCUCAAGAAUUUCUGGCCAAUGCUUAUGUUCUGGCAGUCCUUCUUUUCUUUGCUCUUCUGCUUCAAAGAACAUUUCUCCAAGCCUCAUACUAUGUUGCCAUUGAAACAGGAAUUAACCUGAGAGGAGCAAUACAGACCAAAAUUUACAAUAAGAUCAUGCGCCUUUCAACUUCUAACAUGUCCAUGGGGGAAAUGACUUCAGGUCAGAUCUGUAACCUGGUUGCAAUAGACACGAAUCAGCUGAUGUGGUUCUUCUUCCUUUGCCCUAACCUUUGGGCCAUGCCAGUACAGAUUAUUGUAGGAAUCCUUCUACUGUACUACCUCCUUGGAAUCAGUGCCUUAAUUGGAGCAGCAGUGAUCAUAGUGCUUGCACCUGUACAGUAUUUUGUAGCCACAAAACUAUCACAAGCUCAAAGAAGUACAUUGGAAUAUUCCAAUGAAAGGCUAAAGAAAACAAAUGAACUGCUUCGAGGCAUAAAACUUCUUAAACUCUAUGCCUGGGAGCACAUCUUUCAUGGCAGUGUGGAAGAAACACGACAAAAGGAAAUGACCAGCCUCAGGGCUUUUGCUCUCUAUACCUCCAUAUCAAUUUUCAUGAAUGCAGCAAUACCUAUUACAGCAGUUCUUAUAACAUUUAUCGUCCAUGCCCAUGUUUUUAAAAAUGCUGACUUCACUCCUUCGGUGGCCUUUGCUUCACUCUCCCUCUUCCACAUCCUUGUUACACCCCUGUUCCUGCUCUCCAGUGUGGUUAGGUCCACUGUCAAAGCUCUUGUAAGUGUUCAGAAAUUGAGUGAAUUUCUCUCAAGUGAAGAAAUUGGAGAGGACCAUGAUAAAUGUUCAGAAGCAAGAUGCAAAGGCAACCAUAGCAAAUAUCAAGCUGUCCCCCUCAAAGUUGUUAACCGUAAGAGGCCUACCAGAGAGGACUGGAACAAUUACAGCUCUCCCAUUAGAAGACCUGUUAAAGUCACAGAAGCAGAUGAUUAUUGUGUAAAGGUCACAAAUGGAUUUUUCACUUGGACACCUGAAGGAGUUUCAACCUUGUCCAGUAUUGAUAUUCGAAUUCCUCAAGGUCAGUUGACAAUGAUUGUGGGCCAAGUGGGCUGUGGUAAAUCAUCGCUCUUGCUAGGAAUACUUGGAGAGAUGCAAAAGGUGUCAGGAAAUGUAACAUGGAAUAGCAAUAUUCCUGACAAUGAGACAGGGGAAGAUAGCAGCCCAGAGAGGGAAAUGGCUGUUGACUUGGAAACCAGGAAAAGAGGAUCAGUGGCAUAUGCUUCCCAGAAACCAUGGUUGCUAAAUGCUACUGUGGAAGAGAACAUUACAUUUGAAAGCCCCUUCAAUAAACAAAGGUACAAUGCAGUAAUUGAUGCCUGCUCUCUUCAGCCUGAUAUUGACAUACUACCUCAUGGAGACCAAACUCAGAUUGGAGAGAGGGGCAUUAAUCUGUCUGGAGGUCAGCGCCAGCGAAUCAGUGUUGCAAGAGCUCUUUACCAACAGACAAAUGUUGUGUUUCUGGAUGAUCCAUUUUCUGCACUGGAUAUCCACUUAAGUGACCAUCUUAUGCAAGAAGGAAUCCUCAAUAUGCUUCGGGAUGACAAGAGAACUGUUGUUCUAGUUACUCACAAACUACAAUAUCUACCCCAUGCUGAUUGGAUUAUUGCAAUGAAGGAUGGUACCAUUCAGAGAGAAGGCACACUCAAGGAUAUUCAGAAAUCAGAAAUUGAGCUCUUUGAACAUUGGAAAACACUCAUGAAUCGACAAGAUCAAGAGCUGGAGAAGGAGAGCUUAAUUGAAAGAAAACCUGUAUUAGAUAGGAAGACUCUCCAAAGCACAGUGUAUUCCCAAGAGGCUCUACUCCAAGAUGAUGAGGAGGAUGAAGAUGAAACACCAGAAAGUGAUGAUGAGGACAACCUGUCUUCUGUCCUCCACCAAAGAGCAAAGAUGCCAUGGCGAGCAUGCGGAAAGUACCUUAGCUCAGCAGGAUUCCUUCUCUUGCCCUUGCUGGUCCUUUCACAACUCCUGAAGCAUUCAGUGAUGGUCUCCACUGACUUUUGGCUAGCCCACUGGACAUCGAGUGCCAUUGCCGUCAAGGGAGCAAAGAACUGCUCUCAUGAGCAGGAAUGCAGAUUUGACCAUACCCACUAUUCAAAGAUAUUCACUAUUCUUUGUGGCCUUGGGAUUAUACUGUGUCUUGUAACAUCAAUAGCAGUGGAAUGGACUGGUUUAAAAGUUGCCAAGAAACUACAUUGUCUUCUGUUGAAUAAAAUUAUUUUGGCCCCAAUGAGGUUCUUUGAAACAACACCACUGGGAAGUAUACUGAACAGAUUUUCAGCUGACUGUAACACCAUUGACCAGCACAUUCCUGCUACCCUGGAGUGCUUGAGCCGUUCCACCUUGCUCUGUGUAUCAGCACUUGCUGUGAUUUCAUACGUUACACCAAUGUUUCUCAUAGCACUAGUUCCACUUGCUGUCAUAUGCUAUUUCAUCCAAAAAUACUUUAGAGUAGCAUCAAGGGACCUGCAACAGUUAGAUGACAGUACUCAGCUGCCAUUACUUUCUCACUUCUCAGAGACCGUGGAAGGUCUGACAACCAUACGAGCAUUCAGGUAUGAAUCCCGGUUUAAACAGAAGCUUCUUGAAUAUACGGAUUCUAACAACAUCGCUUCCCUUUUCCUUACAGCUGCCAAUCGCUGGCUGGAAGUUCGGAUGGAAUAUAUCGGGGCAUGCGUGGUACUCAUUGCAGCUGUUACUUCCAUUACAGACUCUCUAUAUCACACACUUCCUUCGGGUCUUGUAGGCUUAGGACUAACAUAUGCUCUGAUGGUGUCCAACUACUUAAACUGGAUGGUCCGCAACUUAGCGGAUAUGGAACUACAGCUCGGAGCUGUGAAAAGAUUCAACAGCCUUAUUAAAACAGAGGCAGAAAAAUAUGAAGGGCUUAUCUCUCCUGCACAGAUUCCUCAGAACUGGCCUGACCAGGGUGAAAUUCAAAUACAGAAUCUGUGCGUCCGCUAUGAUAGUACUCUAAAGCCUGUGCUGAAACAUGUCAGUGCUCAUAUUUCGCCAGGACAAAAGAUUGGAAUAUGUGGCCGAACAGGAAGUGGAAAAUCAUCUUUUUCUCUUGCCUUUUUCAGAAUGGUCGACACUUUUGAAGGAAGGAUCAUUAUAGAUGGCAUAGACAUUGCCAAGCUUCCCUUACAAACACUGAGAUCCAGACUGUCAAUUAUUCUUCAAGACCCUAUUUUGUUCAGCGGCACAAUCCGGUUUAACCUGGAUCCAGAAAAGAAAUGUACAGACAGCAUGUUGUGGGAAGCUUUGGAAAUAGCACAGCUGAAGCAUGUGGUGAAAGCUUUACCUGGAGGCUUAGAUGCUACAAUCACCGAAGGAGGAGAGAAUUUCAGCCAAGGACAAAGACAGCUGUUCUGCUUAGCCAGAGCAUUUGUACGGAAGACAAGUAUCUUCAUCAUGGAUGAAGCCACAGCAUCAAUUGAUAUGGCAACAGAAAAUAUUCUUCAGAAAGUUGUAAUGACUGCAUUUGCUGAUCGUACUGUGGUGACAAUUGCUCACCGAGUACACACUAUUCUUAAUGCAGAUAUGGUAAUUGUAAUGAAGAGAGGAGUCAUUCUGGAAUAUGACAAGCCAGAGGUCUUGCUGGAGCAAGAAGGGAGUGUCUUUGCUUCUUUUGUCCAAGCAGACAAGUAAAUGCAAAUAAUUAAAUCUUUGACAUUUCAAUUUUAUUAUCCAUUUUCUAAUCAUGUAAAAUAAUUGUAAAUAAAAAUAUUGAUUAUUUAAUAAUAAAA
Messenger RNA from Anolis sagrei ordinatus, 4951 nucleotides. RefSeq names its product ATP binding cassette subfamily C member 8 (gene ABCC8). Gene Ontology annotation, molecular function: sulfonylurea receptor activity; ATP binding; ATP hydrolysis activity. The record is from RefSeq and is a predicted model, not a curated record. NCBI's taxonomy places the organism in Eukaryota, Metazoa, Chordata, Lepidosauria, Squamata, Anolidae. Gene Ontology annotation, biological process: transmembrane transport; potassium ion transport. Gene Ontology annotation, cellular component: membrane.